AUGGCUUCGCAAGCUGAUAUGAAGGACCGCCAGUUCCUCGCCGUCAUUGGCGACGAGGACUCGGUUACCGGUCUCCUUCUUGCCGGCAUUGGGCACGUCAGCACGAGUGCUGAUCAGGAGAAGAACUUCCUAGUGGUGGACAGCAAGACCGACACCUCUGCGAUCGAAUCCGCGUUCGAGUCGUUCACGACGAGGAAGGACAUCGGCAUUGUCCUCAUCAACCAGCACAUUGCCGACCGCAUAAGACAUCGCGUUGAUACCUACACGGCCGCUUUCCCGACGGUUCUCGAGAUCCCGAGCAAGGAUCACCCAUACGACCCAGAGAAGGACAGCGUUCUCCGCAGGGUUCGCCGGUUGUUUGGCGAGUAG
Messenger RNA from Colletotrichum navitas, 369 nucleotides. Its product is annotated as V-type ATPase. NCBI's taxonomy places the organism in Eukaryota, Fungi, Ascomycota, Sordariomycetes, Glomerellales, Glomerellaceae. Bases 1 to 369 code for a protein of 122 amino acids. Gene Ontology annotation, molecular function: proton-transporting ATPase activity, rotational mechanism. The record is from RefSeq and is a predicted model, not a curated record. Gene Ontology annotation, cellular component: proton-transporting V-type ATPase, V1 domain; fungal-type vacuole membrane. The transcript is spliced from 4 exons. Gene Ontology annotation, biological process: proton transmembrane transport.